This is a messenger RNA of Phialemonium atrogriseum, 1721 nucleotides long. Its product is annotated as glycoside hydrolase. The record is from RefSeq and is a predicted model, not a curated record. Lineage: Eukaryota; Fungi; Ascomycota; Sordariomycetes; Cephalothecales; Cephalothecaceae. Gene Ontology annotation, cellular component: extracellular region; cell surface. Gene Ontology annotation, molecular function: beta-glucosidase activity. The transcript is spliced from 6 exons. Gene Ontology annotation, biological process: glucan catabolic process. The coding region runs from base 201 to 1622 and encodes 473 amino acids.
GCGAUAACCACACGAUAAUCGAAUCCCCGCGCCCAACGACUCGGCAAAAACACCGCUUCCCACUGCAUUGGCUUUCCUUCAUUUGAGAUUGGAAUUCUCUUCUGCAACACCUGCGACGGAUUUUGUAUCUCGAAGCAAAACACAGAAACUUGUCGAAAACAAUCAGUGUGCUAUCAUCAAUCAUUCCGUAUUCACUCACCAUGGCCCAUCCAGCCCCGAAGUCCUGUCUCCGUGUCCAAGGGACUGACAUCGUCGAUGGCGAUGGAAAACGGGUCAUCCUCAAAGGGUGUGCCACGGGUGGCCAUACCAACAUGGAGAACUUCAUCACCGGUUACCCCGGCCACGAAAGCGAGAUGAGAGCAGCAAUGCUGGAGGUCCUCGGCCACGAGAAGUACGAGUUCUUCUUUGACAAAUUCCUCGAGUACUUCUUCACCACAGAAGAUGCAAAAUUCCUCGCCUCCCUCGGUCUCAACUGCAUCCGGAUACCGAUCAACCACAGGCACUUCAUGGACGAUCUAAACCCGUCCGUCAUCAAGCCCGAGGGCUUCCGUCUGAUCGACAGGAUAGUGGAUGCCUGCGCAUCCGAGGGUCUGUACACCAUCAUCGACAUGCACACGUUCCCGGGCGGCCAGAACCAGGGGUGGCACAGCGACACGGGCAUCCACAAGGCCCUCUUCUGGGACUUUAAGGAUUUCCAGGACCGCAUGGUCAACCUAUGGGUCGAGAUCGCAAAACAUUACAGGGGAAACACGUGGGUAGCGGGAUACAACCCCAUGAACGAACCAGCAGACCCGAACCACGAGGGGCUCCAGAUCUUCUACCGCAGGGUCGAGAAGGCGAUCCGCGAUGUCGACGCCGACCACAUCCUGUUUCUCGACGGCAACACCUACGCCAUGGACUUCACCGCCUUCAAGGAGGUCCUGCCCAACUGCGUCUACGCCAUCCACGACUACGCCACCAUGGGCUUCCCGGCCGGCCAGCCGUACGUCGGAACCCCGGAGCAGAACGAGUUUCUCAAGAGGUCGUAUGAGAGGAAGGUCGAGUUUAUGAAGGCCCGCGGGGUUCCUAUCUGGAACGGUGAAUUUGGUCCCGUCUACGCAAGUAAAGAGGAAGAAGGCCACGACAAGACCAACGACCAGCGGUACCGACUGCUCGGCCAGCAGAUGUCGAUUUACAAGAAGGACCAGAUCAGCUGGAGCAUAUGGCUGUACAAGGACAUCGGGUUCCAAGGAAUGGUCUACACCAACCCCGACUCCGCAUAUAUCCGCCUCAUGAAGCCCUUCCUAGACAAGAAGAAGCGCCUCGGACUCGACAAGUGGGGGCGUGAUGACACGCACGUGGGGCACAUCUACGCGCCGCUGAUCCAGCACCUUAAGGAGGAGAUACCCGAGGAGUUCCUCAACAAGAGAUAUCCCCAGCACUGGAGGAUCGAGGGCCACGUCCACCGCGUCAUCCGCGAGACGUUGUUCUCGGAGAUCCUUACUUGGGAGUACGCGAGCUACUUUAAGGGGAAGACGUUGGAGGAGUUGGAUGAGCUUGCCGCUUCGUUUAAGCUGGAGAACUGCAUGAAGAGAGAUGGGCUGAAUGAGAUCCUGCGGGCGGACGCUGAGCAGGGUGUGUAGGCUAAUGUGGGACUUGGACAAUUACGGAGAGGGAAAGAUGGACAGAACUCGGAAGUCUUUGGGUAUCACUGAAGUUGUUGGGACUGCCCCUAAAAUAGA